UUGAAAUCUGCUGGAGCAAAUAGCAGCUUUUGAAACUACUGCGCUCUAGAGCUUGCAAGCUGCCGGAUGACUCGUCUGUUCACUGCAGCUUGUUGCACACUUCACAAGGCUUCAUAGCCUGCAUGGUUGUUUCUGUAUGUUUUUCUAGCCCUGUUCAACGUCACUGCAGUUGAGAUUUGCUAAUAACACAACUGACUUGGAUUUCUUGCAAAGCUACUUUGGGGGAAGAUUUGUGGAGGGAGAAGGCUGUUGAAAUCAAAGCUGCAAUCAAAUUAAAAAUGGCAGAUGACAUUAGUUUUCAAGAACCGGACAGUGAUGGGACAGAAAACAGUGAAGAAAUGGAGAUUGUUGUUAAUGUUGGCGGAGUGAGGCAGGUGCUGUAUGGAGACCAUCUAAACCAGUACCCAGACACGAGACUAGCAGAACUCAUGAACUGUUUGUCAGGGGGAUAUGACACUAUUUUCUCACUCUGUGAUGACUUUGAUCCUGGGAAGAGAGAAUUUUAUUUUGACAGAGAUCCGGACACUUUUAAAUGCAUCAUCGAUGUAUAUUACUUCGGGGAAGUUCACAUGAAGAAAGGCAUCUGUCCCAUUUGUUUCAAGAACGAAAUGGAAUUUUGGAAAGUGGAUCUUAAAUUCCUGGAUGACUGCUGCAAGACUCAUCUCAGCGAAAAAAAGGAAGAGCUCGAAGAAAUAGCCCGUAGGGUCCAGUUGAUCUUGGAUGAUUUGGGAAUGGACACCUCUGCAAACAGCUGGAAAAAGUGCAAAAAAUGCAUCUGGAAAUUCCUGGAAAAACCAGAAUCUUCUUACCCAGCUAGAGUCAUAGCGGUCAUGUCUUUUCUACUCAUUCUAAUUUCAUCGGUAGUGAUGUGCGUGGGAACCAUCCCAGACCUGCAAGUGGUGGACUCUGAUGGGAAAUUGGUGGAGCACCCGGCUCUGGAUAAGAUUGAGACAGCUUGCAUAGUCUGGUUUACCCUUGAGUAUGUCCUCAGACUUAUCUCUUCCCCUAAUAAAUUGCACUUUGCUCUUUCUUUCAUGAACAUCAUUGACAUUUUUGCCAUCUUUCCUUUCUACGUCAGCCUGAUUCUGACCCACUUGGGUGCCAGACUGAUGGAGUUAACUAACGUGCAGCAAGCCAUUCAAGCCCUCCGGAUCAUGAGGAUUGCGAGGAUUUUCAAACUGGCACGCCACUCCUCCGGUCUGCAGACUCUGACCUACGCUCUUAAGAGAAGCUUUAAGGAGCUGGGACUUCUGCUGAUGUACUUGGCUGUUGGGAUCUUUGUGUUUUCUGCCCUCGGUUAUACAGUGGAGCAAAGUCACCCCGACACAUUGUUUAAGAGCAUCCCUCAGUCCUUUUGGUGGGCGAUCAUAACGAUGACCACGGUGGGUUACGGGGACAUUUACCCAAAGACUACGCUGGGGAAGCUCAAUGCUGCCAUCAGUUUCCUCUGUGGGGUCAUAGCCAUUGCACUGCCAAUCCAUCCCAUCAUUAAUAACUUUGUCAGGUAUUAUAACAAGCAGAGAGUUUUAGAGACAGCUGCCAAGCAUGAACUGGAACUGAUGGAGCUAAGUGCAGGUGAAAAGAAAGGUGGAAGUCCCAAAGAUAAACCAGCAUAUCUUUGGGGGAAAGGAAACAAAGAUCCCAGAUGGAGCAACCGUCUCAAAUUCUCCUACAGUGACACCUUCAUUCAUCUCCUUUCAGAUGAUCACCACCACCGAACUAGGCUUCAGAGCUGUAAGUAGUCUGUGAAUUUGUCUCCAUUCAGCAGAAGCCUGGAAUAAGUAUGGCAAACUCACACUGAAAUAAUAUAAGGGACUCCUUUGAGGUCAGCCUGUCUUUUCCACAGAACUACACCAACCCACUCACACACAUCUCCAUCUCAGUUGGGUAAGCCAUGCUUUAUAUAAACCAUGAGAACACAAUGAAUGUAUGGCCAGAUAUAAUGAAUGCAUCCUGA
Messenger RNA from Elgaria multicarinata webbii, 1957 nucleotides. It is a transcript of the gene KCNF1, whose product is annotated as potassium voltage-gated channel modifier subfamily F member 1. Gene Ontology annotation, molecular function: voltage-gated potassium channel activity. Gene Ontology annotation, cellular component: voltage-gated potassium channel complex; membrane. Gene Ontology annotation, biological process: protein homooligomerization; potassium ion transmembrane transport. NCBI's taxonomy places the organism in Eukaryota, Metazoa, Chordata, Lepidosauria, Squamata, Anguidae. The record is from RefSeq and is a predicted model, not a curated record. The transcript has a single exon. Bases 279 to 1742 code for a protein of 487 amino acids.